Fraxinus pennsylvanica is the source of this 1125-nucleotide messenger RNA. The record is from the annotation of a GenBank genome assembly. NCBI's taxonomy places the organism in Eukaryota, Viridiplantae, Streptophyta, Magnoliopsida, Lamiales, Oleaceae.
AUGGCUUUCUAUGGAUACAAUGGUGAUGUCGGUGAGUGCAAUUGGACUUCCUCUGAUUCUGAAUUUUAUAAUUCUUCUUCCUAUUAUGAUUCUUCGGUAACUCGAUCACAAGUGAAUUACUCUGUUUAUGAUAUACACGAGCCUGAUUUGAUCCAAUACGAGCCCAUUCAGUAUUAUGAAAACGUGCCUAAUUUGAUCCCAUAUGAGCCGAUUGAAUAUUAUGAUUCUUCUUCAUCUUCUUCCAAUUACUAUGAUGGUUUUGAAUCUCGAUUUGAUUCAAAUUACUCAGUCUAUAGUUACAGUGAGCCUAAACUUGUUCAGUACGAGCCUCCUCCUUAUGCUAGGGUUUCUUUUUCAUCUGCGACAAAAUCCCGAGUUUAUAAUUCUACUGAAGAAUUCAAUGAAAUUGAUGAAUUUGAUAAAUAUGAUCCAACUCCUUACACACCGCCAAUACUAGGAAGCCGUUGUUAUGGCAGCCCCCUUCCUCCGUCCGAUCAAAUCUGUUAUCCUCGUUCGACUCCACAAUCCGAAGGUGCAGCUUUGGAAGGUUUCUCAUAUAACUCAAUUCCUUCUCCUUAUGGGGAAAACGAUAAACAAAUUGCAAUCAAAACUGAUCCACAACCCCAGGGUGAAAAUGUAGACAAGAUUGACUUAGAUGGUGUGGGCAGUGAAAAAGUUGGAGAAUUACCUGAUCCACAACUCCAAAGUGAAAAUGGAGAUAAGAUUAACAUUGAUGAUGUUGGCAGUGAAAUUGGAGAAUUAGGCAUGAACAGAGGAGAUGAAUUGCCUCCAUACAACCAUAAUAAUGGAUUUGAGAAUGGGCAAAUUGGGAGACAAUUUCGUCAAAUUCCAUAUGGUUCUGGUUUGGAAUGUAUGGAUCUUUGUGAAAGUUUAUUUGGAUACUGGCCUUGCCUAGCCAAAAGAGAUCAGAAAAUGAAUGAAAUUUGCCCAGUUUGUGAUCAUGGAGGAAGAAGGAAUCCAUGGGAAAGUGCUGCAGAUUAUCUGUUCGGUACACCAUUAGCUUAUGAUGAGAGGAAUGAUGGAAGAUACCAGGAGAAUGUGCAUAACUAUGGAGGUUAUUAUAAUGUGCAGCAGCCUCAAUAUGAAAGUUCAUGGCUGCAUUAA